AAUGCAGGCGAAUCGACGUCAAACCUUAGUCAUCCACGAGACAACAAAGAGCCUUCACUUCGAACGUUCAAAUUAGAGGUGUUGUUUGUUCGACAAUUUUAAUCUUGUUACGUCGAUUUGGUACCAGCUCGUAAUGGUCUUUGAGCGUCAGUGACACUCCUGAUUUACUAGGUCCAAAAUGGCUAGAAGGCCAGAACCAUUGACACUUCUUGAACGUUCGCUCGGAUUUUAUCACGCCGCGUGUGACUUAGGUGGAGCUAAUUGAUUUUACUUGGAUGUGACUCACAUUUAGGACGUAUAUAAGCCGGACACUGUGAAGUUCGUGUCCCUUAUUCAGGACAGCGCUUCUGAUCAACAUGUCCACCAACAGAAAAGACCAGCUGCUUGCAGCACUGAUUGUUACCUGCCUGGUGGCAUUCUUAGCAGAAAUUAUGGCUGACGAAACCACAACUGAGGUCUCCUCUAACACAUCAUGGGUCAGUGAGAACAACACUCAAAACGCGUACGUCAUAUCAAGCGUACAGUUUGAAAUCGGAAUUAUGGAAAAUGAGACCGAAGGCAGCGGUGGAAGUUUCACGACAUCUGCUCCGGUCGAGACGGACAAGCUGACAGAAACCAAAGUUGCAUUCUUACUGCCUCCAGCCGCCCUUUUCAACAGCACGCAACCCACCUCAGCACCGUAAUUCAACGAGCCUCCUCUCGUCUGCCCCCAUCACUCAUCAAAACUACAUGUAUCAUUGCAUGAAAGUAGGUUUUUCAGUGUGUGCAUAAUUGUUUAUCAAUUAUUAUAAUAAAAAAUUAUUUAAAUAUAUAACAUGAUGGAAAAAAUAAUCACACACUUUAAAAAAAAAUCCACUGAAAAUAUCAAGAAGAAGACAAGAGCAUCUCUGGGAUUCUGCACAAAUAUUUUAAUGACAUGUACUGUGUUAUAAUUUGGGUUAAAAAUAAAAAUCAAUGGAGGUACUACUUAGUAUAUUGCCA
Zootermopsis nevadensis is the source of this 981-nucleotide messenger RNA. RefSeq lists its product as uncharacterized. Lineage: Eukaryota; Metazoa; Arthropoda; Insecta; Blattodea; Termopsidae. The record is from RefSeq and is a predicted model, not a curated record.